Molecule: messenger RNA, 1146 nt
Organism: Drosophila takahashii
Lineage: Eukaryota; Metazoa; Arthropoda; Insecta; Diptera; Drosophilidae
Gene: Eglp4
Product: Entomoglyceroporin 4
Biological process (GO): transmembrane transport
Cellular component (GO): plasma membrane
Molecular function (GO): channel activity
Source: RefSeq, a predicted model, not a curated record
UUGACAGUCCCGCUGUCGCUUAGUAAAUUUUCACUCGCUCCCCGGCGGUCGGCAAGUGCGAAAAGUCUGCAUAAAGAUAAAUUAUAUAGUGAGAUCUGUUGUUCGAGAUUUAAGACAAAAGGCAGACAAGUGUCAAAAUGAGCCACGAGAUUCGUUGCUGUAAGGUAUUCAAAAUGAAGGGAUCGACGCUGGACAAAAUCUCCGCCUUCCUGGGCGAGCUCAUCGGCACCGGAAUCCUGGUCUUCCUGGGCUGCAUGGGCUGUGUCAGCACGGACACGUUCAAAAACACCCAUCUGCAGAUUGUCCUGAACUUUGGCUUCGCCGUUUUGAUUGCCAUCCAGUGCUUUGGCUGUGUCUCCGGUGCCCAUUUGAACCCGGCCGUAACGGUGGCCGCCUACAUCUACGACAUGGUUUCAUUGACAAUGGCCUUUGCCUACUUUGCUGCCCAGAUGCUGGGUGCCUUCAUAGGAUAUGGCCUGCUGAUGGUCCUGCUCCCGAAGGAGACCCUCACUGUCGGCAACGGACUCUGCGUGACUGUGCCCCACGCCUCCGUGCAGGCGGGCCAGGCCUUCGGCAUUGAGUUCGUCAUCACCUCCAUCCUCAUCAUCGUCUGCUGCGGCGUCUGGGAUCCGCGCAACGCCAAGUUCCACGACUCCGUGGGCAUCCGCUUCGGCCUGGCCAUCGCCUGUCUUGCCUGUGCUGCCGGACCCUUCACCGGUGCCAGCAUGAACCCGGCCAGGUCCUUCGCCCCCGCCCUGUGGAACGGCCACUUCGAGUCCAACUGGAUCUACUGGCUGGCUCCGCUCAGCUCCUCCGCCAUCACCGCCUACGCCUACAAGGUCGUCUUCCGCAGGGAGGUUGUGGAGGCGGAGAUCACUUCCAACGAGAAGCUGCGCCACCUGGAGGACGUCCAGCUGUCGUAGGAGCCAGAGUGCCAAAGACAUUGCUGUAGUGAAAGCCUUAACUAAUUUACUUCUAUUCUAAGACGCCGAAUUUUAUAAUAAUGCAUUCAUUGUACGCUAAUAUAAAUAGUGUUUUCACAAAGUGCUCGAAAGUUUCGCUUUUGAAAUAAUUACUCACUUGGUGAACACACUAGUUGCCUUCAGUAAUAAAGAACAUCGAGAUUUUUAAUCUAUUCUAAACAAA